Molecule: messenger RNA, 1194 nt
Organism: Sinocyclocheilus anshuiensis
Lineage: Eukaryota; Metazoa; Chordata; Actinopteri; Cypriniformes; Cyprinidae
Exons: 12
Coding region: 151-1140 (329 amino acids)
Biological process (GO): immune response
Cellular component (GO): extracellular region
Molecular function (GO): chemokine activity
Source: RefSeq, a predicted model, not a curated record
GGUGCACAGGCUUGAAGGGUUUUAUUUGUGUUUCAGUUGUGAAAUGCUGACUGUGUAGUGACUUUUGUAUGGACAAUACAAAGGUUAGUUUAUUUUGGCAUGAUCAUAUAGGAUGAAAAUAAAUAAGUGAUUUAUGCACCAGCUUUGUACAUGAGAGGAGCUGUGACAGAGUGGACGCAAUUCUCCUGUUUCUUCAUUUUCUCCUGUUAUUACGCUUACAGAAUGAGAAGCCUGAUGUGUUUGCUGUUCCUGAUGCUUUUCUGCUCUGUGCAGAUGACUUCAAGCGCUUUCAUUAGUCUUGAUGAGGCACACUCAAAGUGUUGUGGAGAGCUCACUGAUGUGAAGAUUCCUAUGAAACAAGUAACUUCUUACUACUGGACCAGCAGACACUGUGCCAGACGCGCUAUUGUGUUUCAGACAAAAGCAGGGAAAGAGUUCUGUGUUGAUCCAGAGAGCACCUGGGUGAACGGCCAUGUUGAUAAAGUGGACAAAAGAACAACAACGACUUCAAACGCUACCAUUGCACUUGAUGAGGCACAUUCAACGUGCUGUGGAGAGCUCUCUAAGGUGAAGAUUCCUGUGAAACUGGUGGUGUCUUUCUACUGGACCAGCAGCAACUGUGCCAGACGCGCUAUUGUGUUUCAGACAAAAGCAGGCAAAGAGUUCUGUGUUGAUCCAGAGAGCACCUGGAUCAGGGGUUCUCAAACCUGUCCUGGAGGACUCUCAACGUGCUGUGGAGAGCUCUCUAAGGUGAAGAUUCCUGUGAAACUGGUGGUGUCUUUCUACUGGACCAGCAGCAACUGUUUCAGACAAAAGCAGGCAAAGAGUUCUGUGUUGAUCCAGAGAGCACCUGGAAUGAGAAGCCUGAUGUCUGUGCUGUUCCUGGUGAUCUUCUGCUCUGUGCAGAUGACUUCAAGCGCUACAAUUGCACUUGCAGCAGCACAAUCUAAGUGUUGUGGAGAGCUCACUGAUGUGAAGAUUCCUCUGAAACAAGUGACUUCUUACUACUGGACCAGCAGCAACUGUGCCAGACGCGCUAUUGUGUUUCAGACAAAAGCAGGGAAAGAGUUCUGUGUUGAUCCAGAGAGCACCUGGGUGAACGGCCAUGUUGAUAAAGUGGACAAAAGAACAACAGUCUAAAAGAAGCUACACUGUUUCUAUUUGAACUGUGCAUUUCAUUUUGUAUAUUCAAAC